Messenger RNA from Anolis sagrei ordinatus, 5895 nucleotides. The record is from RefSeq and is a predicted model, not a curated record. NCBI's taxonomy places the organism in Eukaryota, Metazoa, Chordata, Lepidosauria, Squamata, Anolidae.
AUGUUCCUGUCAGGUCUUGGGAGGAAGGUUCACUCCCUCCGCCUGUUCCUGGGCGAAGCCCAUGUGUCGUUGAGGGAUGUCCUAGCCUCGCCCAAUUUGGCUGCCAGCUUCAAUGCUCCUCUGCUGGACACCAGGAAGCAAAGCACCGGGGCCUUCCUGGUGCUGCAGGUCUCCUACAUCCCUCCACCUGGGGCGGCCCCCCUGUUUCCUCCUCCCACUCCGCCGGAGCCCAGUCCGAGCGCACCCGCCGAACUGGACACCAUGACAGAUACGGCUGGAGAGGAAGAGGCGGAGGACCUUCUCGGGACCGGAGAUGAAGAGGAGCCUUUGGUGGGUCCUGCGUCUCCGGAGCAGCCCUCCGCCCCCCGGAAGCCCCCUCCCCACGCCGUUCACGGGACCAGGAGGAGGAGGAGGAGCGGCCCCAAGAAGCCCCUCUCCAACAAGCCCCAGGACUUCCAGAUCCGGGUGAGGGUCAUUCAAGGGCGGCAGCUCCCUGGGGUCAACCUCCGGCCGGUGGUCAAGGUCACGGCAGCUGGACAGACCAAGCGGACAAGGAUCAGGAAAGGGAACGGACCAGUUUUUGAUGAGACCUUUUUCUUCAACAUCUUCGAUUCCCCGAUGGAGCUCUUCGAUCAGCCCAUAUUCCUCACGGUGGUGGACUCCCGCUCGCUCCGGACGGACUCGGUCAUCGGGGAAUUCCGGCUGGACAUUGGGACAAUUUACGCCGAACCCAGGCAUUGUAUCCUCCGAAAAUGGCUGUUGCUUUCAGAUCCGGAGGACUUUUCGGUCGGAGGGAGGGGCUACUUGAAGGUCAGCUUCCAAGCCCUUGGCCCUGGGGACGAGGUGCCCUUGGAGAAGAAGGAAGCUGCCGAAGAAAAGGAAGACAUCGAAGGCAACCUGCUCAGGGCGACCGGAGUGUCGCUCAGGGGGGCCCAUUUCGCCCUGAAGAUUUACCGAGCAGAAGACCUGCCCCAGAUGGACGAUGCCAUGAUGGACAGCGUGAAGCAGAUCUUCGGCUUUGAGAGCAACAAGAAGAACCUGGUGGAUCCUUUUGUGGAAGUUACUUUUGCUGGGAAAACGCUUUGCAGCAAAAUCGUGGAGAAGAAUGCCAACCCCCAAUGGAACCAGAGCAUCACUUUGCCAGCCAUGUUUCCUUCCAUGUGCGAGAAGAUGCGGAUCCGGGUCAUUGACUGGGACCGGAUGACCCACAACGACAUCAUUGGCACCAGCCAUCUCUGCAUGUCCAAGAUCUCCGCUUCUGGAGGGGAACUGGAAGUGGACGAUGGCCUGGGAUUCCUGCCCACCUUUGGCCCUUGCUACGUCAACCUGUAUGGCAGCCCGAGGGAGUUCACCGGAUUCCCUGAUCCCUUUGAGGAGCUCAACACGGGAAAGGGGGAAGGCGUUGCUUACCGCGGUCGGUUGCUGGUGGAGCUGGAGACCAAGCUGGUGGACCACGUCGAGCAGAAGCUGGAGGCCAUUCCUGCAGAUGACAUCCUGCGUGUCGAGAAGUACUUGCGGAGGAGGAAGUUCUGCCUCUGCGCCACCUUCUACUCGGCCACCAUGUUGCAAGACGUGGACGACGCCAUCCAGUUCGAGGUCAGCAUCGGGAAUUACGGAAACAAGUUCGACAACACCUGCCUGCCCUUGGCCUCCGCCACCCAGUACAGCCGGGCCGUUUUCGAUGGCUGCCAGUACUACUACCUGCCUUGGGGCAACGUGAAGCCCGUGGUGGUCCUCUCUUCAUACUGGGAAGACAUCAGCCACCGGACGGACGUGCAGAACCUCCUCUCUGGUGCCGCGGAUCGGCUGGAAGCCAACCUGGCCCUGGUCCACCUGGCCCUCAAAGCCAAACGCUCCGCCGGCGACUUGGACGCCCUGCUUGCACGGCUGAUGGAUGAGGUCAUUGCGGACUGCAGCCAGCCUUUGCCGGACGCCACCCAGAAGCCCUCCAGCACCCACUUGGACCACUACCUCUACCGCUUCCGGGCCACUAACCUGCUCCAGAUUGUCCAGGCGGCCCUGCGGCUGAAGCACGAAGACGCGGAGCUGCAGGAGGCGCUGGAGCAGGCGGAGGACUGGCUCUCCCGCCUCAGGGCCCUGGCCGAGGAGCCCCAGAACAGCCUUCCGGACGUGGUCAUCUGGAUGCUGCAAGGGGACCGCCGCGUAGCCUUUGCCCGGGUGCCCGCCCACGAGGUCCUCUAUUCCCGCAACGGACCCAAUUGCUGCGGCAAGAACUGUGGCAAGCUCCAAACCAUAUUCAUGAAAUGUCCUCAGGAGGAGACCCUGGGCCCCAAGAUCCGGGUCCAGAUCCGGGUGCAGCUCUGGCUCGGGCUCAGUGUGGACGAGAAGGAGUUCAACAAGGCUGCAGAAGGGCGGCUCUCCGUCUUCGCGGAAACGUAUGAAAACCAGACCAAACUGGCCCUGGUUGGCAACUGGGGCACCACCGGCCUGACUUACCCCAAGUAUUCGGAUGUCACCGGGAAGAUCAAGUUGCCCAAGGACAGCUUCAAACCUUCGGCUGGAUGGACCUGGUCUGGAGACUGGUUUGUCAGCCCUGAAAAGACGUUGCUUCAUGACACGGAUGCAGGCCACAUGAGCUUUGUGGAGGAGGUCUUUGAGAACCAGGCCCGGCUCCCUGGAGGGCAGUGGAUCCACAUGGCAGAGGCCUACACUGAUGUGAACGGGGAGAAGGUUCUGCCCAAGGAUGAGAUCGAGUGCCCCUUGGGAUGGAAGUGGGAGGACUUUGAGUGGGACAUCGACCUCAACCGGGCCGUGGACGAGAGAGGCUGGGAAUACGGCAUCACCAUCCCUCCGGACCACAAGCCCAAGAGUUGGGUCCCAACGGAGAAGAUGUACCACACCAACCGGCGCCGGCGCUGGGUCCGGCUGCGGAGGAGGGACCUGGCCCAGGUGGAGGCCCUGAGGAAGAGUAAACAGGAGGAGCUGGAGGGCGAGGGCUGGGAGUACGCCUCCCUCUUCGGCUGGAAGUUCCACCUGAAAUACCGCAAGACCGACUCCUUCCGCCGGCGGAGGUGGAGGCGCCGCAUGGAGCCCUUGGAGCAGACCGGAGCCGCCGCGGCCUUCGCCCUGGAAGGCGCCCUGGGCGGAGUGACGGACGACAAGAGCGAUGACGGCAAAUCCAUGUCAACCCUCAACUUUGGGGUGAACCGACCGACCAUUUCCUGCAUCUUUGACUAUGGAAACAGGUACCACUUGCGCUGCUACAUCUACCAAGCCAGGGAUCUCGUUGCCAUGGAUAAAGACAGCUUUUCAGACCCGUACGCUGUGGUCUCCUUCCUGCACCAGAGCCAGAAGACGGUGGUGGCGAAGAGCACCUUGAACCCCACCUGGGACCAGACGCUCAUCUUCUACGAGAUCGAGAUCUUCGGGAACCCGCAGAACAUCGCCGACGCCCCUCCGAACAUCGUGGUCGAGAUCUUUGACCACGACACCUACGGAGCCGACGAGUUCCUGGGCCGCUGCCUUUGCAAACCCAGUAUGGACCCGAAGCCCAGGCUGGCCUGGUUCCCCGUCCAGAGGGGCAGACAGCCGGCCGGAGAGCUGCUUGCCGCCUUCGAGCUCAUCCAGCGGGAAAAGCUGGCUGUCCACCACAUCCCUGGCUUUGAGACACACAUACAGAACAGGUUACUCUUUCAGUCUGCAGAAUUGGACCUGCCGUACCCUCCGCCGCAGAGAGAGCCCAACAUCUACAUGGUCCCUCAAGGCAUCAAGCCCGUCCUUCAGCUUACAGCCAUCGAGAUCUUGGCCUGGGGGCUCCGCAACAUGAAGAGCUACCAACUGGCCAGUGUGACAUCACCCAGCCUCCAGGUGGAGUGCGGAGGGCAGGUGGUCCAUUCCUGUGUCAUCAAGAACCUCAAGAAGAACCCCAACUUUGACAUCUCUGUCCUCUUCAUGAAAGUGCGCCUGCCCAGGGAAGACCUCUACAGCCCCCCCAUCGUCCUCAAAGUCAUCGACAACAGACCCUUUGGCCGGAAGCCUGUGGUGGGUCAGUGCAGCAUCCGGUCCUUAGAGAGCUUCGUCUGCGAUCCCUACAAGGAGGAAGCGGCCUUCGCCGAAGUGCAAGCAGACGAUGUGAGCCUAACGCCUAGAGAAGACGUCCUCAUUGAUAUCGAUGACAAGGAGCCCCUCAUUCCGGUCCAGGAGGAAGAAUGCAUUGACUGGUGGAGCAAGUUCUUUGCUUCCACGGGGGAACGGGAGAAGUGCGGCUCCUACCUGGAGAAGGGCUUCGACACCCUGAAGGUCUAUGAGACGGAACUGGAGAACGUGGAAGGCUUUGAGGGCCUCUCCGACUUCUGCCACACCUUCAAGCUCUUCCGGGGCAAGACGCAGGGUGCCAGCGAAGACCCCACCGUCGUUGGGGAGUUCAAGGGCUCCUUCCGCAUCUAUGCGCUCCCGGAUGACCCCUCGGUGCCGCUCCCUCCGCGCCAGUUCCACCAGCUGCCGGCCAGAGGCCCCCAGGAGUGCCUCCUCCGGGUCUACAUCAUCCGUGCCUUUGACCUCCAGCCCAAAGACCCCAACGGAAAGUGCGACCCUUACGUCAAGAUUUCGGUGGGGAAGAAGUCCAUCAACGACCAGGACAACUACAUCCCGUGCACCUUGGAGCCCGUCUUUGGAAAGAUGUUUGAGCUGAGCUGCACCUUGCCCUUGGAGAAGGACCUGAAGGUCACCCUCUACGACUACGACCUGCUCUCCAAGGACGAGAAGAUCGGGGAGACCACCAUCGACCUCGAGAACCGCUUCCUCUCCCGGUUCGGGGCCCGCUGUGGCCUCCCACAGACCUACUGCAUCUCUGGUCCGAACCAGUGGCGAGAUCAGCGGCGCCCUUCCCAUCUGCUCCACGCCUUGGCCUUCCAACGCAACUGCAAACCUCCCGUUUACAAGCAGAAUCGCAUCACCUUCGGAGAGAAAACCUACAGCCUCUCGGAUUUGGAGGAUGGGAAGCCCCCCAACCCGCACCUGGGAGCCGUGGAAGAGAGGCUGGCCUUGCACGCCUUGCACAAGGAAGGCCUGGUGCCGGAGCACGUGGAGACCAGGCGGCUCUUCAGCCCUUUGCAGCCGGACAUCGAACAGGGCAAGGUCCAGAUGUGGGUGGACCUCUUUCCGAAAUCUCUGGGGGCACCGGGACCUCCCUUCAAUGUGACCCCAAGGAAAGCUAAAAGGUUCUACUUGCGUUGCAUCAUCUGGAACGCCAAAGACGUCAUCCUGGACGACCUCAGCAUCACCGGGGAGAAGAUGAGUGACAUCUACGUCAAAGGGUGGAUGGUGGGCUACGAGGAGAACAGGCAGAAGACGGACGUGCAUUACAGGUCGAUGGGGGGCGAAGGGAACUUCAACUGGAGGUUCGUCUUCCCCUUCGACUACCUGCCGGCCGAGCAGCUCUGCUACGUGGCCAAGAAGGAGCAUUUCUGGAGCCUGGACAAGACCGAGAACAAAGUCCCUCCACAGUUGGUCCUCCAGGUCUGGGACAACGACAAGUUCUCCUUCGAUGACUAUUUGGAACUACGCUGCCAUGAAGCUGGUGAAGCCGUUCAGCUGAAGCGGAGAAGAGCAAAGGAUGGGGCCCAAAGGGGACGGCGAGGGGACCGUGCCUUUCCAGAUGCAACAUUUGCCUUCUGCUGCAGGCUCUCGAGCCAAAGCAUCUCCACUGCUCCUUCCAGAAACUGCUUGAUCCUCUGCUUCGAAGUCAAAGAUUUUGAAGCUCGCCUUUUUCUUCCCCAGCCUGCCAAUGCUUCUCUGGCCACUGACUCUGCCAAACUGGUGCCCCAAAGCUGCCCCUUUGUUUCCCUGUGCAAAGUAGACCUUAGAGAACUAGAAGAGCUGCUGUUCCAACACUGGAGAUGCGCCAUUCACUUAGAGUCACUGGGAGAUGCUUGA